AAGAGACAAGACCUGGGGGUGUUGAGGAAACUGUAACUUUGUGGUCGCAGUAUUGUUGUUGUGUCCUAAAUUUGCUCAAUGUUCUCUUAAAAGCGACUGUACAAGCCUGUUUUAUUAUUAUAGAAAUAGAGAAGAUAAGAACCAAAGCCAUAUACCCCCUCUGUCCCUCUCCCUCUAUAAACAUACUGUAUUCUCUCUCUCUCUCUCUCUCUCUCUCUCUCUCUUGAUAUGAUAUGAUACUGUUGGGGUGUGUACAGUGAUUGGAACAAGUCUGGUCUAGUCUUGCCGGUCAUCUUAAUUUUCCAGUACUCCCUUUCAGUGACUUGCUGGGCUUGGGCUUGGGCUUCUCUCCCACCGAAGGAUCGAAUUGAAGCGGCAGUGACCAGUCUUUAAUUAAUAAUACUAGUGAAGAGUACCAAUAUUGUUUUCCCGGCCUGUCGGUGUAGUUUGUGGUUGUGGAAUUAGAGAGAUGAAUGCAGAGAUGAACGGUGGUGGGAGUGAUCUGCGGAUAAACUCGGUACUGGAGUACUCAAAGAAGUAUCAUCAUCAGGACGAUGGGCAGGGCCAGGGCCAGGGGAUGUUCAGUACUGGUGAAGAAGAGAAAAUAGACUAUGUGUACAAGGUGGUGGUGAUAGGUGACUCAGCGGUGGGAAAAAGUCAGAUACUCUCAAGGUUUACUAAGAAUGAGUUCUGCUUUGACUCCAAAUCUACCAUUGGGGUCGAAUUCCAGACUCGCACUGUUUCCAUCAACUCCAAACUCAUCAAGGCCCAGAUCUGGGACACUGCUGGCCAAGAAAGGUAUAGGGCAGUCACAAGUGCAUACUACAGAGGCGCACUUGGGGCCAUGUUAGUGUACGAUAUCACUAAGAGACAAACAUUUGAUCAUGUCGCAAGAUGGGUCGAGGAGCUCCGAGCCCACGCUGAUAGUUCCAUUGUCAUCAUGUUGAUCGGUAACAAAUCCGAUCUAGGGGACCAAAGGGCGGUUCCGACAGAAGACGCCAUCGAGUUUGCGGAGAAUCAGGGCCUAUUUUUCUCAGAGACCUCAGCUCUCAGCGGUGACAAUGUGGAUACUGCAUUCCUCAAGCUGCUAGAGGAGAUAUAUGGUGUGGCCUCUAGGAAGGCAUUGGAUUCUAGUAAUGGGAAGGUCAACGGAGGUGACAUGCUGCUCAAUGGGUUGAAGAUUGAUGUUAUCGGGGCACCCGAAUUGGAAAUAAGUGAGAUGAAGAAAUUAUCUGCUUGUUCUUGUUGAUUAUUUUUUAAGUGAUUGCGGUGUGAUGUGUUGUGUUGUUAUUCUUGAAAAUUUCUACCUUUGUUCUAUAUAUGCUAAGUAAAGGGAGACGUAAUAUUUGUAUUUACUAUUUUAUUUUUGAUCUUUUGUAAUUUGAAGUAAUGUUUUAAUUUUACUAUCCAGCUGAUAGAUUGGGUGACAGAAAA
Messenger RNA from Rhododendron vialii, 1434 nucleotides. Its product is annotated as ras-related protein RABA3. Gene Ontology annotation, cellular component: endosome. Gene Ontology annotation, molecular function: GTPase activity; GTP binding. The coding region runs from base 470 to 1249 and encodes 259 amino acids. The record is from RefSeq and is a predicted model, not a curated record. The transcript is spliced from 2 exons. Lineage: Eukaryota; Viridiplantae; Streptophyta; Magnoliopsida; Ericales; Ericaceae.